Messenger RNA from Equus caballus (horse), 1596 nucleotides. The record is from RefSeq and is a predicted model, not a curated record. Lineage: Eukaryota; Metazoa; Chordata; Mammalia; Perissodactyla; Equidae.
AUGGUGCUGGGAAGACCCUUCAUGAAGCGCCUGAAGAAGGACGUCUGCAAGCAACAAGGAAAAACCCCAAAGACGUCGCUCGCGGAACAAGUUGCUCGCCCCGCCCCGACACGCACCCCCGCGCGGUCCCGCUCCUUACGCACGGUCACUUCCCCCGCCCCGCCCCGCCACGCCGCCUCCCGCCCCCGCCCCCUGGAGGCCCCGCGGCCCCGCCUCGCCCACCCCCACGACCAACCCCGCAGCUUCUGGAUCUCCGCACGCGGGGCGGGACCGGCAGCCUCUGCGCGCGCGCUCAUCUGCAUACGCCACGCCCUUGUCGUGACGUCGCCGGCGGCCUGUCUCCCGCUCGGGGACACGGGACCGACGCGUCCCCACGGGACACCCGACGAGUCCGGGGCUCGCGGCGCCGGCGCCCAGCAGCUCGGGGUCCCCCGAGGGGGCGGCUCCGGGCUCGGGUCCGGUCUCCCCUUCCUCUCAGCGAGGAGGCGGUUCCAGCCCCUGAUCGCCCUCGCUGGCUCCCACUCGCCCUCAAAUCUCCCGACGCUCGGGCGAGGCGUUUCGGCCGGUUGCCGUCGCGCUCCCGCUGCUUCGCGGGCUCUUUCUCGGGCUUCCGCACGUGUAGCGGCCUGGGCUAGUCGGGCCGGAGCGAGAGCCGGGGCUCCAAGCUGGGAAGAAAGAGAGCCGGCCGCCAGCGUCCCGCGGGCCCCUCCGGCCGCAGCCCGGCGGGGGCGCCGAGCUCGGGGCGGGGUGAGCGCGGCGGACGGUGAGGCGGAGACCGCGGCUUUCGCGCCCUCGCUGCGGCCCGCGGCGGAGAGAGCGGGGCCGCGCCGCGAUUCGCGCGGAGGCGCCUUGGGCGUUUCAAAGGCAGAACGAAGGGCGGCGGCUCGGUCGGGUCAGAGCAGGGAGGACCACGAAAGGGUGGUCGGUGCGAGGGCGACUGUCGCCCUCCUUCCUGAGGACCUUCCCGAGGAGCGGCUCUCGGUCCUUGAGAGGGGCGGUGUGGAGCCGCGGGGGGUCCGCGGUCUCGGUCGUGAGCCCUUCUGGACGGAUGGACGCUGUCGAGCAGGGAGGGCCGGGCCGGCUCGGGGCCGCCGCUGUCUCGGGCGGGCGUCCGACGGGGCCGGAAGCCGCGCUCCAGCCCGCCCCUGGCGCCGGCCCCUCCUGUCACACUCGGGUCUCCUCCCGGAGGACGCGCAAGAUUUGGGCCACUCGACGCCUGUUUGCCGAGCGCGUACCCGGUGCCGGACAGCGUCCGGGCACCUGGGAACGGGAAGCCCUCUCGGUGCUCACGUUUUCGUUAGAGAAGAGGGAGGAGAGCGGGAGAGAGUCGACGACGGACGCGACAGAUCCAGUGGAUCCUGUAAAGGGGAGGUCUAAGAUCCGGCAGUCCGAACAAGGUCGCACGUGGUAGCUGCUGCUGAAGUUGCCGUUAUUCUUAAGAAGCACACUUAAGCAGCGAGGUGAUGAAAGCGCUGGAGAGAACUCAGCAGGAAAAAGACAAGGACAGAACUGGUGCUGAGAAGGGCGCGUCGGGAUGGUGCCCGAAACACAGACGAAGGUACUUAGGCAGACUUGUCUCGCCUCACAAAGAAAAAA